Molecule: messenger RNA, 1745 nt
Organism: Anopheles funestus (African malaria mosquito)
Lineage: Eukaryota; Metazoa; Arthropoda; Insecta; Diptera; Culicidae
Exons: 2
Coding region: 406-1476 (356 amino acids)
Source: RefSeq, a predicted model, not a curated record
GUACAAUACCGAAAAUACUACAAAAACAUAAAACAGCUUAAUUUGUCUUCAUCAGAACGAAUCUUUGCGCACAAUUAUCGCUUACCUCAAGCACAACACCUUCUGCCCAAGACACAAACAUUAACCUUCAGUUUGCAUAUCAAUCAAACGAUUUCCCGCGAAUUCGUAAACAACGCUCUUCACGCUUCGAAACACUUCAAUGGAAAACUCAACUGAUUUCUGAAGCUGAUUUCUCAAAAAAAAACUUUUGCUCCAAGAAUUUUACUGUUAUGCACCGCUGAUUAGGAAGGGAACUAAAAUUUUUCGCCACCGGCUCCUUGUCCUUACCGCUUACUGCCGCCGUUCGACGAGUGUUUUGUAGUAGAAGAAUGGAGGCGAAAAGUUUAAAGCUUGUCGUCCAUUUUGAUGCCACCGCCACCAAAAAACAACCCCGAAACCGUCACUAGCAGACGCACAAGGCACACACGACGGACACAAGCAAUGAGAUGUCAGCUCCAUCUAAAAUGCCCUUCGGAAGGAUCCACCGAAGGAGCAACCCAUGAGGACGGUUUCGCAGCAACCAUCGCUUUGCACCUUGGCAGGACAAAUAAAAAAAAACACAAAAUUGGUCGAGCGAUCGAAGCAACCAGCAAUGGCGGUGGGAGUGAACACACAAAAUUGGCCGGUGUAAAUAAAUUUGUUGUUUACCGAAAUCAAUUCAAACAGAAAUUUUUUCCACUGCCAAGGCAAAACUUUUGCACCCGAAGCUCUUUUAAUUUUCCGUUUCCUCGCCCUACCAUCCCUGCCUUGAAGGGAUCGCUUCCCAUCUGUGGAUGGUUCGCUUUACCAUUGCGGGUAAGUUUUAUUUUUCUGUUAUUGCCCCCCCGCCGAACAAGGGAAGGAAACGAAAACAGUCCCUCUUCCCGCGUACGACCAUUCAGCAAUGGCAUGGUCAGGUUGGUUGUCCGACGCUCCGGUUUAGCACAAGAAAAAAAACAUCUCCCCGGCCCAGUGGCCAGUGGCAACGGUGAAAAACUUUUCCAUUUUCUACCCGUCAUUUUAACAACGGCGUACAUCACAGCCUACUACUGCAAGCUACGGGUGUGUGUGAAAGUACGACUCCUCUGUACUACCGAACAGCUUUUAUCCACUCUCUUUUUCUCUCCAGUUGGCAAAUGUUUCCUUCGUUGUUUUCUUUUCUACUCUCCCUUUACAUCCCCUCUGUAUGUUUUCUUUUUCUUUUUACUAGUACUUUCGCAUUUUGUUGCUUACUUUCAACUUUUCGUUGUGCCUGACGUGCUUUACCUUUUCUUUUUUUUUGUACAGUUCUAUUGCUUUUUUUCAUUUUUUUCCUCUUUCAAACCCCACAAACUCAUCAAUCUGCGCAAAGGCAAGCACGUCGUGUCUCACUUUUCCCAUGCACUCACAAAGAUCACAUUCAGUCUUCGUUUACAUUUUUUUUAUCUUUCGCUUCAGUUCAUAAAUCAAAUAUUUUGAUAAGAACUCAUUAAUUUCUGCUUGCGCAAACUUUCAAGUUUGUUCCUGCAAUUGCCAACUCCGUGGCACCGUGGUUUGCUUCACCAUUCCAUUCCGCCACUGAUUACUGGAUGAUUACUGAAGGAACUUUCAGAAAGCGCUAUUUAUUUAAAACAUUUCGAACAUUUUCUAUGAUCGUAUCGAUCGGUUUGAUCGAUAUUUUUUAAAACUUUUUGAUUUUAUUUUAACUGUGUUAACAGUAAUAUUAAAGGCAUUAAAAUGUUUCCUUU